This is a messenger RNA of Haliotis rubra (blacklip abalone), 357 nucleotides long. Its product is annotated as zinc finger CCCH domain-containing protein 62-like. The transcript has a single exon. The record is from RefSeq and is a predicted model, not a curated record. Lineage: Eukaryota; Metazoa; Mollusca; Gastropoda; Lepetellida; Haliotidae. The coding region runs from base 1 to 357 and encodes 118 amino acids.
AUGCUCGGCAACACACACUGCCUCAUCUACACGCGCGACUUCUGCUACAACGACCAGAUCUACCACAAUGCCUCCAACCACCACACCGACUACACCUGUACCCACGACUGCAGCUACAACGACCAGACCUACCACAAUGCCUCCAACCACCACACCAACUACACCUGCACCUACGACAGCAGCUACAACGACCCUACCUACCACAAUGCCUCCAACCACCACACCGACUACACCUGCACCUACGACAGCAGCUACAACGACCAGACCUACCACAAUGCCUCCAACCACCACACCGACUACACCUGCACCUACGACAGCAGCUACAACGACCAGGCCUACCACAAUGCCUCCAACUAA